AUGGUGAACGAGCAGCGGGCGCAGGUGAAGGGCAUCAAGUCGCGCAGCCUGGUGAACAAGGCGCGGAACGAGGCCAAGCGGGAGCUGGAGGAGGCUCAGUCGGACGCGCCGUUGCACGCGCUGCGCCUGGACGGCCGCCCCGCGCGCCUGCUGCGCAACGACGCCCAGUUUUACGCGCAGCAGCAGAGCGAGGGGCUGGUGCCCUGGGGGGCGCACCCGGACGUGCUCAUAGACCGGUACGACGCACGCGCCCUGCUGGACAUCUACGUGGAGCCAGACCCCGGGGUGUGGCGCCACCGCCAGCGGUCUGCGCGGGAGGUGGAGCUGGAGGAGCAGGUGGUGUUUGAGGCGUACCGAGACCUCAUACGCCUCAAGUGCCUGGGGCUGUCGGAGGACCAGGACAUGGAUCGGUGCGCGGUGCGCGACUUUGGGGUGGAGGACUUCAGCUCCAUGCUGCGCUGGGCGAUGAGGGAGGAGGCGGCGGAGGCGGCGGCCAACCGGCGGCGCAACCGGCGGGGGUGGAGCCGCAAGAAGGCGCGGCUCAGGUCCAAGCGGCUGGCCGGCCAGGGGCUGGACCCUGCGCUGUACUACAAGCCGCCGCCCAAGGAAGCCGCAGACAUCAGCUGGAUCCCGGAGCGCAAGCCGGAAGACCUGGCGCAGAGGUUUGGGCGGCGGGACAGCCCGGAGUACGAGCCGGCGCCGGGCGGCGGGCGCGACCGCUCGCGCUCGCCGGGCGCGCGCCGUGCCCGCCCCCAGACAGAAUUCAUCACCACCUUUGGCGGCGGCGGCGGCGGCGGCGGCGGCGGCGGCGGCGGGCAGCCCCCAGCGGCAGAGUACGGCGGCGGCGCGGCGCGGCGGCAGCAGCAGGAGGUCAAGGAUGCGGUGCCGGGGGCGGCGGACCCCGCCCUGGAGGGGCCCGCCAUGCUGCCCGCCGCGGCCUUCAAGCUGCACGGCGUGCGGCCGGACGACGCGAGGGAGCGCGACAGAUACGGCGGCAGCGUGAGCGGCAGGGACUACAGCCGUGCCAAGGGCGUGGCGGGCGCGGCCCCCACCACCGUGGUCAAGGCUGUCGACCGCAGCAAGGAGACGCCGCAGGAGCGCCUCAAGCGCCUCAUGGCAGCGCAGCUCAACAAGAAGAUCCAGAAGGACAGCCUGACGGCGGCGCAGAAGCAGAAGCAGGAGGAGGCUGAGCGGCGGGCGCGGCAGGCCAACGAGAUAGCGGCGCAGGAGGCGGAGUGGCGGGACAGCGGCGGCCUGUACUCGCAGCCGCCGCCGCCGCGGGCGCGGGAGCGGGAGCGCGAGCAGGAGCGGGAGCGCAGCCCCAGCCGCAGCCGCAGCCGCAGCCCAGAGCGCUACCGGCGGCGCAGCCGCAGCCGCGAGCGGGAGCGAGAGCGCAGCCGUGAGCGUGGGCGGGAGGCGGAGCGUGGAGGGGACGGCAGGGGGCACUCGCGCGGCGGCAGCGACACGCGCCGGCGGCGGAGCCGCAGCCGCAGCCGAGACCGGCGCAGCCGCAGCCGGGACAGGGACAGGCAGUACCGGAGCAGCAGGCGGAGCCCCAGCCUUCCACGCCACUACGGCAGCGGCCGCCGGUGA
Chlorella variabilis is the source of this 1593-nucleotide messenger RNA. RefSeq lists its product as hypothetical. The transcript is spliced from 9 exons. NCBI's taxonomy places the organism in Eukaryota, Viridiplantae, Chlorophyta, Trebouxiophyceae, Chlorellales, Chlorellaceae. The record is from RefSeq and is a predicted model, not a curated record. The coding region runs from base 1 to 1593 and encodes 530 amino acids.